Molecule: messenger RNA, 731 nt
Organism: Prorocentrum cordatum
Lineage: Eukaryota; Dinophyceae; Prorocentrales; Prorocentraceae
Source: the annotation of a GenBank genome assembly
AUGCCUGCCACUCUUGCGAAGGAGCACCUCUCCAUCGUGAUCUGCGGGCAUGUCGACAUCGGUGAGAGCACCACCACCGCCCGCCUCAACUACGACCUGGGCGGCCUUCCGCAACGCGAGCUGGUGAAGCUGAAGGAGGAGGCCGUAUGCCUAGUACCAGGCCCCAUCGCCUUCACGUUCUACAUGGACUGUCAGAAUGAGGAGCACGAGAGCGGGGUGACCAGCGCCUGCACCACCCAAGACUUCUACACCGAGAAGUGGCACUACACAGUCGUCAUCGAUGCCCCAGGCGAUCGCAAAAUCAACAAGGUCGCAAACCUGCAGAAGAAGGCUGACAACAUGGGCUGGUGGAAGGGCUGUAAUGCCAAAUACGGCAAGGACUGCGCCACCCACAGAUACAAGCAGUUCCGCUAUGACGGGUGGUACAAGGACUUCGAAGAGAAGGAAACGCCUGCGAUGCCAGUCUCCGGCCGGAUGGGCGACUACCUGCUAACGAAGUCUGACAACAUGGACUGGUGGAAGGAAUGCGUCGGCGAGUACGGCAAGGCCCGUGCCAUGCAAAACAUCCAUCAUAAGUCUGGAUGGUUUUACCUUUCUCCGCUUGCCGCCUGAGGCAAGCCAUGCUGCAAUUAGGGCUCGCUCCUGGCCUUUGCAUUCCGCUGCCCAUUGGUGCAUAAGAAUCGUGGGAGAGGCCCGUGGGAUUAGUCUUCCCCGCUCUCCGUGAUGAGCCG